Molecule: messenger RNA, 729 nt
Organism: Symbiodinium sp. CCMP2592
Lineage: Eukaryota; Dinophyceae; Suessiales; Symbiodiniaceae
Source: the annotation of a GenBank genome assembly
AUGGCUUGCGGUGCCGUGAAAAUGAAAGAAGCGGCCCCCACGGAUCCUGGCUUCUCCUACGCGCCGCGCCUUUCGCAACCUCCGAGCACUGGAGGCCAGCCGCAUCCUGACUUUCAGGCGGAGCACGAUGCGGCACUGUCCUUCACGGAGUUCUGCCGACCUGGCCGCUACGGAACCAUCUCCCGGGACCCAGUGGCAAGGACAUCUGACGAGUUCAAAGCCGUGACGAGCUACUUCUUGAGCACCCUGGGCUUAGGCGAAGAUCUCGAAGUGAAGGAGCUUCGGAGGCUGCAAAACGGGAAGGUUCUCCACCGCUUCGCGUGCAGCGGAGAUGUGACCCUCAUGUUCCACGGUUGCAGGACGCAAGCCAAUGAGGCGAAGAUCCUUCAGGAAGGCUUCAAAGUGCGAUGCUGCAGCAGCGGCGGUGCAAACUACGGUACAUGGUUUGCAUACAACGCCCGCUACAGCAACUCUGGCUUCGUGUUCAUGGAUGCUGACGGGUUCAUGCACAUGUUCAUUUGCGUCGUGUCCUACCACUACACUGUGAUGGACAACGCAGAGAUGAGGGUCGUCGGCCAGGAUUGCGCCUACCCUCAGUGGCUGAUCAAGUACAAGGUGCCCCAGUACCGCUUCACCGCAAACUUGAGGAGGAAGGUGAAUGCUGGAAGCAAUCGGGUCUGGCACGUGGUUCGGGAUGGGAAGUGGGUGCGCGAGACCGUUGGCACAUGA